This is a messenger RNA of Nelumbo nucifera (sacred lotus), 447 nucleotides long. Its product is annotated as 2S sulfur-rich seed storage protein 2-like. Gene Ontology annotation, molecular function: nutrient reservoir activity. The record is from RefSeq and is a predicted model, not a curated record. Lineage: Eukaryota; Viridiplantae; Streptophyta; Magnoliopsida; Proteales; Nelumbonaceae.
AUGGCGAGACUCGUUAUCAUGGCAAUCUUCCUAGUGGGGUUGGUGGCCAUGGCUGAGGCCACCAUCUACCGGACCACCAUCACCACUACUGUCAUACAAGAUGGUGACAAAAGCCAAAGCCAAAGCCAAAGGCAAAGCCAGUCUGAUGAGUGCCGGAAAGAGAUACAGAAGCACCAGUUGAACGAGUGUCGGCAAUUGAUGAGGUCAUGGCAGAUGGGGCUCCUCAUGAGGGGCGGUCAGAAGGAUGAUACACAGGGAUGCUGUGAAGAGCUGCAGAAUGUGAAGGACGAUUGCACCUGUGAGGCGAUCCAGUGGACGGUUCAGCAGCAGCAGCAGCAAAGUCAAUUACAGGGAGAGGAGAUGGAGAGAUUAAUGAAGAAGGCGGAGCAGCUUCCUUCCAUGUGUGACUUGUCACAGACCUGUCACUUCAGCGAGAGAAGCGACUAG